Messenger RNA from Protopolystoma xenopodis, 1742 nucleotides. The record is from the annotation of a GenBank genome assembly. Lineage: Eukaryota; Metazoa; Platyhelminthes; Monogenea; Polystomatidea; Polystomatidae.
CCUUUGGGUACAUGCACGCCUCUACCCACACGUAUAAGGUUGGUACGCGGGCUAGCCAGCUCGCUGUUGUUCAGACUUCCAUAGUUGUUGACCUUCUUAAAGCCAAGAAUCCAAAUGCAAAUUUUAAAUUAAUCAAAAUAAAAACUAUAGGGGAUAAAAUAUUGGAUGUUGCAUUGUCAAAAAUAGGCGAAAAAAGUUUGUUUACUAAGGAGCUUGAAAGUGCGCUCUUAUCCCAUGAAGUUGACUUUGUUGUCCAUUCCUUGAAAGAUGUACCUACUUCUUUACCCGCCGGCCUUGUUCUUGGCUGUGUUUGUGAACGAUUGUCACCUUGUGAUGUCGUUCUUAUGUCUCCAUCAAACCGCGGUGAGAAGUUGUCAACUCUUCCCAAAGGUUCUGUCGUUGGAACUGGUUCACUAAGGCGGGUGUCUCUACUCUCUCAAAAAUUUCCUGAUCUCAAUUUCGCAUCUAUUCGAGGGAACUUGGUAACCCGUCUUUCAAAACUCGACGGAAACACCGACAAUGCCCAUUCGUUACAGUCUAAUGAUACUCGGUACGACGCACUUGUAUUAGCUAAGGCUGGAAUUGAGAGACUUGGCUGGGAAGAUAGGAUAGAUGAGAUACUGGAAGACAUGCUCUAUGCAGUUGGCCAAGGAGCUCUGACUUGUGAAUGUCGAUAUGAUGAUAAUGACUCUCUCCGCUUGCUCUCUACAAUUCAUAACGAAGCUGCGGCACUUGGCGUUAUUGCAGAGCGGGCUUUAAUGCGCGGGCUCGACGGCGGAUGUUCGACACCAAUUGGAGUGCGGUCUUAUUUGGAUCCAAAUGGAUUCAUUCAUCCUCAUUUUUUGAAGCUGGAAGGCGCUGUCCUUAACCUUGACGGUACAAGGUGUGUAUUCGAUCAGAUGGUAUCUAACUUACCUAGUAUACCUCCAGACACCUUUUUGCUGAAGUACAAUCAAAGGUCGUCUUUUAAAGGCGAAAAAGUGAUUAAGCCGAAAUCAGAUGAAGCCUUUGACAUCGCCAAUCGUAAUUCUAACAUCAAUCAAAUUAAACAAAGGCAACUUAAACGUGGGUUGUCUGGAGCCAUUACCAGCGUUACUGUUCGCCACUUACCCAGAGUCCGUUCUCACUCAACUUCAAGUUUAGGCUUGCUCCCACAAGAUUCCUGGCAAGAUGACUCUAUUUUAGCUUUUCCUCGAGGCAACAUGUGGAUUACCGAAAGUCCGAGCCCUAUUCCUCAGCCCUAUGAUGAAUUUACUUUUCCUAUUAAAAGAAAAAGGCGAGAAAGUUCCUCGUGUGAUAUUUCCAGUGCGGCAACGCGACUCUCUCAAAAAUUACAAAUUGAACAACCCGAGUCAGAAGACCUUAAAUUGGCUCUCGACCCCGAUACUGUGAUUCUUGGUUUCUGCAUCCGCCCGAUAUGCUCUACUGGCCGCCUUCGCAUGGUCUGCGCUCAACGUUUAGGACAGCGGUUAGCGAAGCGUCUGCUCUCGCUAGGAGCAGACGCCAUUCUGGAAGAGAUUCGCCAUGGUUCCAAGAUUCCCCCCCAACCAGUGAGUGACCAUAUCCGUAUUAUUUUGUUCUCUUUUCUAACAUAUUUCACUGUAUGGAUAAUUUUUCUUUUCAAUUUAUUUGUUUUUGACUUCUCACUCUUACGUAAGUUACGCUUAAAUGGCAUCAACUUGAAUCUAACUUCCCCAUUUUUCGCAUUUACGUCACAUCAGCUUGCAGUUAAGCUUGUAUGA